UUUUUUUUUUGUACAUAAAUCUAACAUAAAAAAAAAAAUCUCAUAUUUCAAUUCCCGCCUUACAAUUUUUUUUUUUAUUUAUAACUUCUUUUCUUACAUUCUUUCUUUCGUCUCUUUCACUUGUGUGAUCGACUGCAUUGAUCCAUUCUAUCUACAACAGCAAUGCCAGCCACAAUUGAUCCACAACUCAGUCAUCUUUCUAUCUCUACCGUCCCUGAGAACGCUCUUCAUCCUCAAAUGACAAUCGAUCUUACCAACACGAACAAUGUGACAAGUAGUAGCAAGAAGAAGAGUUAUCCUAGUAUUUUGGAUCAUACUGCUUUCGACCCAGAUAUUGUACGUCGUAUUCCUACCAUUGGGUUUUCUGCCAUUAUGCAACGAGCACGUCAACGAUUGUUACUUUUAUUGAAGCAUCGUGACUAUCGAUCUAGUCUGACCCUCUUGGCUGCUUUGGUCGAAACUUGCAAGUAUUCACCUUUAAUGUAUUGGAAUGUUGGUGAAGAUAUCAUUCGACAUUGUCAACCUGAAGAGUUGACCACCUUUUUAAAACGGACCAUGGUUGGGAUCAGGUAUCCCAAGAAUAUUGAAAGUUUAAAGGAAUAUAUCAUUCACUUAUUAGAUGACGAAGGAUUUAUACCAGUUCAAGAACAGUUAGGAAGUGAUACCCAAUUGUAUGGGAAUGACCCGAUGGCAAUCAAGUUAUUUGCAAUGAUCUUAUAUGAUGAAUGGAAACAACAAAAAACAGAUCAACUUCUUAUAGAGGCAAAGAAUCAAUUGACAGCAGCUUACAAUUUGAAUCCAAUGGAUAGAUAUAUCAUCAAGGCCUAUUUGGAAGUACUCACCGAGAUUCAAACAUGUGAUAACAAGGAAGACAAACAAAUCUGCGAAUUGAAAAUCCAACAAAUCGUGACUGAUACUGCUGAAAAAGUAGUUGGAGACCCUGAAUUACUUUGUACGUUACUUCAUUAUGCACCUGCAGUUAAUCUUGGUAUUCGCCUAUGUGAAGAAGACCCCGUAGCUGAUCCAACUAUCUCAUUUCUUCCAACAAUAGGCUACUUGACAUCUGGAAAUGUCAAAGAUCCAAAGUAUAGUAUCCAAACGAUGUGUCGAACAAAACUGAUUACGGAUCGAUUGGAAUACGGUGCUAUUGAUUCUCCUACUCUUGACGAAUUGGAGAAAUUACUGUCAGAUAUAGAUAGUAUGUCAGAUAAGAUUCGUACCGAUGUGAUCACCUAUAUUAACUCUAUCGAAUUGUCUGUCACCUUGGAAGAUUUGAAAUACGAAGUACCCCAAGGGGCAACAAAAACAAGAUUAGCUUUACUGAAGAUGAAAAUCAAGAAUCUGAUUACGAUGGAGGAACGAAACCGGUACAAUUCAAGUAAACGAAAAAUAGCUUCCUUUUACUCAAAUUAAUCUAGUUUGUCCUUUGUAUAUUUAUAUCAUACCCCUCCUUUCUAUAUUCCCUUAUUACAAUAAAAUGUUUGAUAUUACUCAUAUUUCACCCCUUAUUUUGACUUUGAAUCUCAUUCGUAAAAGUUUCGCUUGGUCAAGAUCAUUCAUCCGUUAUUU
This is a messenger RNA of Halteromyces radiatus, 1569 nucleotides long. RefSeq lists its product as uncharacterized. The record is from RefSeq and is a predicted model, not a curated record. The coding region runs from base 163 to 1413 and encodes 416 amino acids. NCBI's taxonomy places the organism in Eukaryota, Fungi, Mucoromycota, Mucoromycetes, Mucorales, Cunninghamellaceae. The transcript is spliced from 8 exons.